Molecule: messenger RNA, 387 nt
Organism: Haemonchus placei
Lineage: Eukaryota; Metazoa; Nematoda; Chromadorea; Rhabditida; Trichostrongylidae
Source: the annotation of a GenBank genome assembly
AUGCGACAUAGCCUUGCUGCAAGCCAUUUUACGAUCGUUGACGAGUCAUUGUUUUACAUUGGAUACUGGGGUCGUCAUCUGAAAAGCAGUCAAUACCGCACGUUGAAACCCUACCAGAAGGUGAAUCACUAUCCGGGAGCGUUUCACAUUGGCCGAAAAGAUCGUCUAUGGAUGCAUAUUGAGAAACAGCAACGUCGUUUUGGCGAAAAAGUCUAUGGUAUUAUGCCGAAGACGUACCUGCUACCGAAAGAUUACGACCAGAUGCGAGACUACCUGGCUGCUUCGCCGGCCAAUCACGUCAUAGUAAAACCGGUAUGUUCUGGUUCUCAUUCAGUUCGAGGAGCAGCACUCGACUUUGUGGGUAAUGUAAAUGGGGUGUGUAAGUAG